AUGGAUAGACAAUUUAAAGGGUUUGAACCUAUACACACUGUUUUUUAUUCGAAUUUUCAUCCUACCGAGGGUUCGAAAGUGUGCUAUCAAUUCCCACCAAAUAAUCUUCAAAACUAUAAUAUUAACUUCAAUUCAGUGAAGAACUACAUUAUACCGAAACUUCAAUUAUGUCAUAAAUUAUUGACCAUGAAAUAUGAAAACUACAGGAUCGUAUCUUAUCCCGUUACGGUCAAUUCACAAUCGUAUGCAAGAAACUUCUUCAGUUUUAAUUUUGUAUUUAUAUUUCCUUACGACUGUGAAACAUCACCAUAUGAACCAGCUAUUGCAAGAUUAGCAAAGAUGUUUCGUGUAUUAGAAGAACAGAAUCAAAUAUUAUCACUAGCAGAAAACGAUCCUGUAUUUUUUAAGGAUCCCUCUACUUUAUCAAAUAAACCGGAUUCAAGUUUUUCGAUCCAAGAUCUUAUAAUGAGAAUUUAUCAAGAUCUUAAUAGUUAUUCUGAAUGUUUAAUCCCAAUCAAUGAUGCAAAUACUGUGGAUAUUAAAUUAUUUCCUUUAGUACCACCUCCAACUGCGAUUCAAUUAUCUGUAGAUGCAGUUCCAAUUUCAGUGGUAAAUAUGAACAAAGUAAUAGAUUUAAAUUGGGAUCCAACAAUGCUUAACAUUCUACCUUUUAUUAAUGGACUUAAUAGUAUUUCAAACAUUUCAAAAUUAAGUGAUAGUGACUCAAAUUUAGUAAUCGAAUGCAUCAGACAUCUUAUCUAUUAUAAAUGUGUCAUUAUAACAGAUAUUUUUCAGUUUUCAAAUAUAUAUGCACCCACAAAUUUAAUUACUACUUUCUUAUCUGAUCCCAAACUAUCCUAUGAUUGCCAAUUAUAUGUAACACUACCAAAAAAUGCAGAUAUACUGAAGUUACCAUUUAAUGAGUUACCCAUUUCGAAUAGUAACAGUAACCUAACCUCCGCAACAAAUCUGGCAAGAGGAGGUACACCGUCUCAUAAAAAGACAAGUUCCAUGUCAUCUCAAAAUUCAACGGCCAAUAGGCUACUUAUGUCCCCUGCACGAUCAUCCAUAACGUCGUCCUCAAUCUCAUCAUUAUAUCCAAAUAGAAAACAUUCUGAGAGCUCUUUAUCUAGUGAUGGACAAUUUUUUAGAUCAUCUGAUAAAUAUAAUUAUUUACCUACAAGGUCUACAUUAUUUGAUCUAUAUAGAUCAUUAAACCAUGCGAUCACAAUACAGACAUGGUAUGAAAGAAACUAUGACAUAAUUAAUACUAAUAAUAUAGAUAUUAGAAGAUUGAUUAAAUUCGGAAUCACAAAAAGAUUGAUAUAUAGGGUGUACUCUUAUCCUAUAAUGUCGGACAACAAAAUGAAAGAUAAAACAACUUUGAAGAAAGGCAAUAAAGACAAUAAAAACGAUUUCCUCCUGUCCACCUCAGAUAUUAAAUUCGAUGUUGGAGACAAGUUGUUGAAUUCAAUUUAUAAAAAAUUAUCGAAGGUAUCAUUUGAUAGUGCUACUCCUUCUCACGAUAUGCUAGGGAGUACAACAAGUGUAAAUAGAACGAAAAUAAAAGGCAAGUGUACUCUAGGUGACGCAGAAAGACAAUUGCUUAUAGAAGCACUGGAUAACUUUGAGUCAUUUGAUAAAAUAUGUGUUAGGCUAGGGAAACCUAGAGCUGAAGUUGAAUUGUUGCUUCGUGAGAUUGGCCAAUACAAAAUAAUAAAUAUUUAA
Messenger RNA from Maudiozyma saulgeensis, 1728 nucleotides. The record is from the annotation of a GenBank genome assembly. Lineage: Eukaryota; Fungi; Ascomycota; Saccharomycetes; Saccharomycetales; Saccharomycetaceae.